Tachysurus fulvidraco (yellow catfish) is the source of this 3095-nucleotide messenger RNA. It is a transcript of the gene srrm1, whose product is annotated as serine/arginine repetitive matrix 1. Gene Ontology annotation, biological process: regulation of mRNA splicing, via spliceosome; mRNA processing. Gene Ontology annotation, molecular function: RNA binding. Gene Ontology annotation, cellular component: spliceosomal complex. The transcript is spliced from 17 exons. The coding region runs from base 133 to 2514 and encodes 793 amino acids. The record is from RefSeq and is a predicted model, not a curated record. NCBI's taxonomy places the organism in Eukaryota, Metazoa, Chordata, Actinopteri, Siluriformes, Bagridae.
CGCCACUACGCAGGAGGCUCCAUCCGGAAGUGACGGAGGCAGAAGAGCGAUCUGAGAGGCGCCGCGGUGCAUUGUGGGAUGUGUUAGCUUGUCUGUACGCGCGCUGUCGUUCGUUUUGCUGACGGUUAUAAAAUGGACGCGGGGUUUUUCCGCGGCACCAGUGCGGAGCAGGACAACCGCUUCAGUAAUAAACAUAAGAAGUUGCUGAAGCAGCUGAAGUUUGCAGAAUGUCUGGAGAAAAAGGUGGACAUGACGAAAGUAAACCUGGAGGUCAUCAAGCCAUGGAUCACGCAGCGCGUCACCGAGAUCCUCGGCUUCGAGGACGACGUCGUGGUCGAGUUCGUCUUCAACCAGCUGGAGGAGAAGAACCCAGACGGUAAGAUGAUGCAGAUUAACCUGACCGGUUUCCUGAACGGGAAGAACGCACGCGAGUUCAUGAAGGACCUCUGGCCCUUGCUGCUGAGCGCGCAGGAGAACAUCGCCGGGAUCCCGUCCGCCUUUCUCGAGCAGAAGAAAGAGGAGAUCAAGCUCAGACAGGAGUCACUGGCGGUAUUGAAAAAGGUAGAUGAAGAUAAGAAAGAGAGAGAGAGCAAAGAGAAAGCUCAGUCCCGGAGUCCCAAACGUCUUUUUGUCUCCAGGAGAAAAUCCCGUUCACCUGCGAAGCGCGAACGGAAACGCAGCCACUCUCGUUCACCUCGACGCAAACCCAGCCCACCGGCUCUUCCCCUGCCCAGUCCACCCAGCAACAAACCCGAGCCUCAACCAGAGCCCGACCAAUCAGAGAGCUCCAAACCAGAACCUCUUGUCCAGGAGGCUUCCUCCACCAGUGAUCUGACGAACGAAACAAAGCUGGAUCCGGUGGCUGAAGUUCCUAAGGACGCGUCUCCGGAGAAACCUACAAAGGUGGAGGACAAACCGAAACCGAGAGAUAGAGAGAGAGACCGGGAGAAAGACGGACGCAGAGAUCGUCCACGCCAUCGCACACGGUCUCGCUCGCCUCGCCCACGUCGUCGCCACCGGUCAAGAUCUAGAUCAUACUCACCUCGGCGUAAACCGAGCCCGAGGAGACGCAUGUCCCCCAGACGCAGGAGCCCCCCAAGGAGACCACCUCCUCCCAGACACAGACGCAGCCGCUCUCCUGCCCGCAGGCGGCGUUCACGUUCUCGCUCGUCUUCAGGCAGCUCUUCUUCACGCUCACCUCACAAGAAGCCAACUAAACGCAGCUCCAUCACACCACCCAGGAAGCUGCCACGCCGCACUGAUACAUCAUCCAGCCCCAGCAGGAGGCGCCGCAGCCCCUCAGGUUCGGCUCGGCGACCCGCUGGGAGAAACGAGUCGCCUUCUCCUGCCCCUAAACCCAGACGAUCAGACCUCUCCGAAUCCGAGGAGGAUAAGUUGGGGAAGGGGGCUGCGGUCGAUUCAGUCCAACAGCGACGGCAGUAUCGUAGACAGAAUCAGCAGUCGUCUUCAGAUACCGGAUCAUCCUCCUCGUCCUCCGAGGAUGAAGGGCAGAGGAGAAUGGGCAGAGGGCAACCAGCAAGGAACGGGGACAUCAGGAGGAGGCGGAGUCACUCACCCGUGUCACCUAGGAGACGGCACAGAGACGUAUCACCAAGAAAGAGACGAUCUCCAUCUCCUCGUCGUCACCGCUCACCUUCACCCAGACGGCGUAGGUCACCAUCGCCUCCACCCAGACGCAGGUCGCCCUCACCCCCUCCUCGCCGCUAUUCACCGCCCAUCCAGCGGCGCUACAGCCCAUCGCCUCUUCCUGCUCACAAGAGACGCCCUUCUCCUUUACCUGCUCCUCCGAAGCGCAGCAGUCCACGCUCGUCUUCCUCUCCCCCUCCACGCUCGCGCCGUAGCCCGCCGAUGUCCUCAGGACGCCAGAGCAGCCCGCAAGGCAGGUACCCGGCUGCAGGGUCAUCCCCUCAGCGAAGGGGCCAGUCUCCGUCCCACGGCAGAGCCAUUCGCAGGGUGUCUCGUACACCUGAGCCACGGAACUUGCAGAGAGAUUCUCAGAGCCCACGGCCAAUGAGAAGACAAUCAUCUCGUUCGCGCUCUGCCUCUCCUGAUCAUUUCCCAGCAUCCUCGGCGGCAGCCCCCGUGUCUCUCAAGAGGCCGGCGUCUGCGUCCCCCUCUCCGUCCCCCGCUCGCUCGGCCAGCGGCUCUCCCCCACCUCCGGCUAAGAAGGCCAGCAGUGCCUCUCCAAGCCCCUCCCCCAACAAGAACUCUGACGUAGACGGCGGCAAGAAAAAGAAGAAAAAGAAGGAGAAGAAACACAAGAAGGAGAAGAAACACAAGAAGCACAAGAAGCACAAGAAGGAGAAAGGCGGCGCCGCUGCUCCGUCAGGGGACGGCCAGGAAAACGUCCGGACGGAGGAAGAGCACGAACCCAGUCAGAAAAAGGAAUCAGAGAGUGAAGUAGAGGACAGUCUGGAUGAUUUGGAGAAGCACCUGAGGGAAAAAGCUCUACGUUCCAUGAGGAAAGCCCAGCUGUCUCCUCCCCAGUCCUGAACCACCACCCUCUCUGUCUCCCUUUCACAUUAUGUUUUUUGGACAUUUUGUUCAGCUUUAGAUUGUAUACAUUGUUCAAGGUUCACUCCCGACGUUGAUAUGGUGGAUUUUUUUUUUUUUUUUCUUCGAUGCAAUCUUUGUUGAACUUUUCAGCAUGAUAUUUGUUUCUUCAUCCACUAAAAUGCAGUUUUACAAAAUUAAUAAACAUCCUUUUUGUCCCCUACCCCUUUUUUCGCAUCUUUUUUUUUGCAACCGAUAACCAAGAUUGAGACAGAGUUAGUGUAGUUUGUUUUGGUUUUUUCUUUCAUAACCUUGCCCAGUGUUGGGUUGUUGUUUUUUUUUAUUAUUUUUGAAGUUUUCUGGGAUUUCAAUGCACAUAUCUGUUUCACUAUUUCCCCCAUGCGCAUGAUCCGUACAGUAAAAACACACACUGCACUGUGCAAACAAAGAGAACAAGCGAAAAAGCUCUGUUUCUCGUCCCAACAUUUUGUUUUGUAACUUUUUAAGUUGUUUAAAGUUGUUGAACCGUUUUAAGAUUUCUGGCUUUGAAAAAGUCGCAUUAAAUGAAAAUAUAAAACUUG